Ambispora gerdemannii is the source of this 582-nucleotide messenger RNA. The record is from the annotation of a GenBank genome assembly. Lineage: Eukaryota; Fungi; Glomeromycota; Glomeromycetes; Archaeosporales; Ambisporaceae.
AUGCUCAAAAAUCUAACGUCUUUUCGGUCAGAGUUGUUCAAUAAUAUUAAUUCAUUAUCACCAUCAAUAGCAGCACAUUCACAUUUCAAUAAAGUUCAUCAUUGUUUGUUCUUUACAAUACCGAAACUAAAUGAUCUUUUAUCCUCUCAGAAACAGUACACUGGUGAAAAAAUAAUAGGAUACUCACAGUCACAACUUUACGAAGUAGUAGCAAAUAUUAAUGACUACCACCUUUUUGUUCCCUACUGCACCAAUUCAACCGUGCUCUCCCAUGUGCAGUUAGAUAGUUCCGAUGACUUUAUGACUGCUGAACUGGGAGUCGGGUUUCAAGGGUUCGAAGAGACUUAUAUCUCGGAGGUUACAUGUCAUCGUCCAAAAUUUGUAAAGGCUCACGCAUCAUCAGACAAACUUUUUCGGCAUUUAAUAUCCAUUUGGCAAUUUAGACCACACAAUGUAUACCCCGCCACGCACUGUUUCCUCAAUUUUCAGCUAGAAUUCGAGUUUGCUUCGCCAUUGCAUGCACAGAUCUCUAAUAUGUUCUUUGAUCAAAUGUGGACAGAUAUAUGGUCCGCCGGCUGCUGA